AUGCCUGCGCCCGCAACCCCACGGCCCCGCCUGCCGCACGCCGCCCCGCCGCUCCUGCUCCUCCUCACGGCUCUCGCCACCGCCCUCCCCUGCCACCACCCGCGCACCCACGACGCCACCUUCCUCUGGCGCAGCCUCCAGUUCCUCCGGGCCAUGGCUCCCAGCUCCACACAGACCUGCCACCACCAGCCCGCGCCCUUCCCCUUCCCCGACGCCCUCCUCCACACCAGCCACCCACAGCAAGCCGCCGCCACCGUCCAGCGCAUCCUCGACCACCUCUUCGCCAUCCUCAGCAGCACCAGCGCCCUCCAACACUGGGACACCCAGGCACACCGUGACCUCCUCAACACCAUUCACCGCUACCUACAAGACCUCGAGCGAUGCGUGCCAGCCAACGGGACGCUCCUCCAGGGACAAGGGGCCCGCCGCCUCCGGCUCGGCAUCGACGAAUACUUCAGCCGCUUCCCCAACCUCCUCCCCACCGCCCGCAAGGACGACGACCAAACACGACCCGGCCCCUCCUACAGGAGCUGGGGCAGCUCCAUCCAGGAACACGGCCCAUGCUCACGUGCCUACACCCAGAGCCGCCUCUUCGCAAGCCGCCACCGCCGCCGCCCCCAGGCCCUCGCUCCACCAGGGGGCUCCCCAGGCUCCGCCAAGUGA
Molecule: messenger RNA, 663 nt
Organism: Nipponia nippon (crested ibis)
Lineage: Eukaryota; Metazoa; Chordata; Aves; Pelecaniformes; Threskiornithidae
Product: interferon
Biological process (GO): defense response
Cellular component (GO): extracellular region
Molecular function (GO): cytokine receptor binding
Source: RefSeq, a predicted model, not a curated record